Molecule: messenger RNA, 609 nt
Organism: Leguminivora glycinivorella
Lineage: Eukaryota; Metazoa; Arthropoda; Insecta; Lepidoptera; Tortricidae
Exons: 3
Coding region: 93-503 (136 amino acids)
Source: RefSeq, a predicted model, not a curated record
UUAUCAGAUAAAGUAUCAGCUAGAUUAGUCCGUCAGUAUAAAAAAUAGUGAUAUUGAUUGCAAAAUCAGUGUUAGCAAAUCCCUCCAACAAAAUGGCGUUCUACGGAAAGAAAUGGCAGAAGACCGACUUCGAAAAUAUCCUGGAAUUUAUGGACAAACUUGAGGUCCCAGAGAAGACCAGAGCCCUCCUCCGUCAGACCGAAAGCGUCUCCACGUUCCUCAACAACGGAGAUGGCAGCAUCCAGUACGUCGUCACCGUUGGCGACAAGGAGGUCAUCAACCAGAAGCUUGUCCUUGGAGAGGAGAAGGAGUUCAAGACUCCUGACGGCAUUGACACCAAGAACACCUUCACUUUGGAGGGAGAAACUCUCAAGUCUGUGAUGAAGUUCCCUGGUGGGAAGGUGCUGCAUAUGGACCGGGAGUUUGGAGCUGAUAAGAUGGUUCUGCACCUUCGGUUGGAGGGUCUGGACCUCAAAGCUAACGUCACCUACCUUGCAGUUUAAGAAACUUCACUCAGUAACUCACACUAUGUAAGAAUUAUUUAUUUUAAGCAGAAGACUGUUCUCAAUAUCAUAGUCUAAAAUCAAUAAAGUAAUUUUAUACUAUAAA